AUGCAGAUGAUCAAGAAGAUUCACUUCAUCUCUCUUUGUUAUUAUUCUCUCUUCUUGGUCUUCUCCAGUAUUGUCGUGGCCGUGGCGGCACAGAAUGAUCCGGUGAAUGUGGGAGUUGGAGUGGUUCUUGAUUCCUCUUCUGGGGUUGGGAAGAUGGGGUUGAGCUGCAUCAACAUGUCGCUCACGGACUUCUAUGCCUCCCAUCCCAAUUACACCACCAGGCUGCUUCUGCACCAGAAAAACUCAUCACCCGAAGACGUUGUUCUUACUGCGGCUGCAGCUCUGGACCUAAUAAAUAACGAUCAAGUGCAAGCCAUCAUAGGCCCACAAUCUUCAAUGCAGGCCAACUUCCUAAUAAGCCUCGGAGACAAAGCCCACGUUCCUAUAAUCUCAUUCUCCGCCUCAAGCCCAUCUCUCACUUCAAUCCGCUCCCCCUACUUCAUCCGCGCCGGGCAAAACGACUCGUCGCAGGUCAAAGCCCUAAGCGCCCUAAUCCAAGCCUUCGGCUGGCGACAAGUCGUCCCCAUCUACGUAGACAACGAGUUCGGCGAGGGAGUCAUCCCUUACCUCUCCGAUGCUCUACAACAAGUUGACGUCAGAAUCCCUUACCGGACCGUACUUCCGUCAAAGGCCUCCGAUGAACAUAUCGAAGCGGAGCUUCUUAAAUUGGUGACCAUGCAGACAAGGGUCUUUGUUGUUCAUAUGUUGCCUGAACUUGGUUCUAGGGUUUUCGAGAAGGCUAAGAAGCUUGGGAUGAUGGAGGAGGGCUAUGUUUGGAUCAUGACAGAUGGAAUGUCCAACCUUUUUAGCUAUAUCAGUUCUUCUUCUGUGAUGGAAAAUAUGCAAGGGGUUUUGGGUGUGAAAACUUAUGUGCCGAGUACAAAUGAGCUCGAGGGUUUUAGGGUUAGGUGGAAGAGGAAGUUCCAGGAAGACAAUCCAGGUGUUGAUGUGGAUUUGGGCGUGUUUGGAUUUUGGGCUUACGAUGCUGCUACGGCAUUGGCUACGGCAGUUGAAGAGGUUGUGAGGAGUAGUAAUGGAAGCUUAGGGUUUCAGAAGUCGAAUUCUUCCGGUAGUUCUAAUGAUUUGGAGAGGAUUGGUGUGUCGAUAAUUGGUUCUUUACUAGUGGAAGCAUUGUGGAGGACUAAUUUCCUAGGGCUUUCGGGGCGUUUUAGCCUCCAAAAUGGGCAGCUACAAUCAUCAACUUUUCAGAUUGUUAAUGUGAUUGGUAGUGGAGAGAAGGUGAUCGGGUAUUGGACACCCCAAAACGGACUUGUGAGAAGUUUGAAUUCCAAAAUCACAAUGAACAGCUCGUACUCUACUUCGAAUACUAGUCUUGGGUCUAUUAUAUGGCCUGGAGACUCCAUUUCUGCUCCAAAAGGUUGGCAGAUUCCUACGAGUGGGAAGAAGUUGAAGAUUUUAGUACCAGUUAAGAGUGGGUUCAAGGAGUUUGUGAAUGUGACGUUUGAUCCAAAGACCAACACAAGCAUGGUCAUGGGUGGAUACUGCAUAGAAGUCUUCAAAGCUGUAAAGGAAGCAUUGCCUUAUGAUAUAGAAUAUGACCUUGUUGCUUUUGCCAAGCCUAAUGGUAGCAAGGCUGGUAAUUACAAUGAUUUGGCCAAUGAAGUAUAUCUUGGGAAUUAUGAUGCUGCAGUGGGAGAUAUAACCAUUAGAGCAAACAGGUCCUUGUACAUUGAUUUUACUUUGCCAUUCACAGAAUCUGGGGUAUCUAUGAUUGUGCCCAUUAAAGAUAACAAAAAUAAAAAUGCAUGGGUGUUCUUGAAGCCUUUGACUUGGGACUUAUGGGCAACAAGUGGUUGUUUCUUCAUAUUCAUUGGUUUUGUGGUUUGGGUUUUAGAACAUCGGAUUAACGAAGACUUUCGAGGGCCCCCUCCUCAUCAGAUUGGCACAAGCUUGUGGUUCUCCUUCUCAACCAUGGUUUUUGCACACCGGGAAAGAGUAGUGAGCAACUUGGCUAGGUUUGUAGUGAUCAUAUGGUGUUUCGUCGUCCUCAUUUUGACUCAAAGUUACACCGCCAGUUUAACAUCACUUUUAACAGUUCAACAGCUCCAACCAACUGUUACUGACGUAAACUGGCUUCUGAAGAAUAGAGAGAAUGUUGGCUACCAAUCAGGUUCUUUUGUUUAUGGGAUUUUGAAACAGCUAGGGUUUCAGGAUGAAAAGCUGAGGACUUUUGAUACUGUUGAACAAUUGAACGAACUUUUUCAUAACGGGACUGCAAAUAAUGGGAUAGCUGCUGCAUUCGAUGAGACCCCAUAUAUGAAAUUGUUUCUUGCAACUUACUGCUCGAAAUACACCAUGGUUGAGCCAACGUUCAAAGCUGAUGGUUUUGCCUUUAUCUUCCCGAAAGACUCACCUCUUGCUCGCGAUGUUUCAAGGGCAAUCUUAAAUGUGAAUGAGGGAGGUGAAAUGCAAAGGAUUGAAGAUAGGUGGUUCAAAAGACAAGAAUGUCAAGACACAACGAACAGUGUCUCAUCCAACAGUCUUAGCCUCGAGAGUUUUUGGGGCCUCUUCCUCAUUGCCGGCGUCGCUUCAUCAUUGGCUCUCAUCAUAUUUGUUGCCAUGUUCUUGUAUGAACACAGGCACAUUCGCUUGGAUUCAGAAUCUUCAUUUUGGAGAAAAGUUCUUGUCAUGUUAAGAAUUUAUGACCAGAAAGACCUCAGCAGCCAUACCUUUAAGAAGAGUGGAAUGGAAUUUCACCCUAACUACCCCCCGAGUCCAUCAAGCUUUUCAAACCACACUGAAGCGCACAAUGUGUUUGCAGAUCAGCAGACAAUACCUCCUUCUCCUGAGCAUGGUGAUUUGAGUCCCACUAAUGGUCAAUCAACCAGAGAGAUUGAAUUAGCUAUUGAGCAUCCUUAGAGACAAAGAGGUAACUGAUCCAUAUUAGAUUGCCCAAUUUAGUAACUGAUCCAUAUGAUUUCUUAGCUAGUUACACAUGAUAUAUAUAUUGUGUAUUAAUUGACAGAAGUAAUGGUAUAUGUAAUUAUGUAU
Fragaria vesca subsp. vesca is the source of this 3012-nucleotide messenger RNA. Its product is annotated as glutamate receptor 2.7-like. Gene Ontology annotation, cellular component: plasma membrane. Bases 1 to 2880 code for a protein of 959 amino acids. The record is from RefSeq and is a predicted model, not a curated record. The transcript is spliced from 5 exons. Lineage: Eukaryota; Viridiplantae; Streptophyta; Magnoliopsida; Rosales; Rosaceae. Gene Ontology annotation, molecular function: glutamate-gated receptor activity.